AGGUCGGCGGCCAUUUUGUCAACCAAAAUCGCUAUAGUGUUUAUGCCUGAAAGACUAUUCUGCUGCACGCGCUCCAGCAGCUGGUUUGAAUGAUAACAGUGCAUCCUUCCAUGGACGUUUAUCAACAUAUGAAUAUGUUGUGGACUAAUGUUUGUGGAAUAGAUUGCUUGGUCGGUUGCAAUCGAACUACUUCAACAGUCAGAAAGUUAUGGAUCUGUGGACAGGCGGGAGGUUGAGAGACCUAAUUGAAGAGAAUGAUGGGAGUAAAGAGGAGGAACAUCAUGUCAAAAAUGAGGAAACAACUCAUUUACAGACUGAUGGUAUUUUGAAAAGGAGAGACAAGAAUUGUUGCACCUGCACCCAGUGUGGAAAAAGUUUUGGAAGAAACGGCAAUCUUAAGAUUCACAUGAGGAUCCACACUGGAGAGAGACCAUUCACAUGCACUCAGUGUGGGAAGAGUUUCAACCAAUUAUCAAACCUUAAUCAACACAUGAGGAUCCACUCUGGAGAGAAACCAUUCACAUGCACUCAGUGUGGGAAGAGUUUCAGCCAAUCAUCACACCUUAAUCUACACAUGAUGAUUCACACUGGAGAGAAACCUUUCAUGUGCACUCAGUGUGGGAAGAGUUUUAAAUGCUCAUCACACAUUAAUAAACACAUGAGGAUCCACACUGGAGUAAAACCAUUCACUUGCACUCAGUGUGGGAAGAGUUUUAACAGCUCAUCACAACUUAAUCAACACAUAAAGAUCCACACUGGAGAAAAACCAUUUACAUGCACUCAGUGUAUGAAGAGUUUCAGCCAAUUAGCACAUCUUAGUCACCACAUGAGGAUCCACACUGGAGAGAAACCAUUCACAUGCACUCAGUGUGGGAAGAGUUUCAGCCGAUCAUCACACCUUAAUAAACACAUGAUGAUCCACACUGGAGAGAAACCAUUCACAUGCACUCAGUGAGAAGAGUUUCAGCCAAUCAUCACACCUUAAUGAACACAUGAAUGAUCCACACUGGUGUGAAAGAGUAUAUGUGCUUUUGAGUGUGAGAAGACUUUUAUUAGAGCUUCAAAAUUGAGACUGCCCCAGACGAUUCACAGUGUUAUAAGAGGUUUAAUCUGUUAACACAUUUGAAAACACAAAAGAGGAUGCACACUGGAGAGAAACUGUACAGAUCUGAUCUUUGUCUACAGAGUUUCGUUCAUUCGGCGCAGCUUAAGAAACACAUGGACAAAAGUUGCACCUUUGACAUGAAUGCAGCAAAACAUUUUCUCAUGUGCAGAGGAUGUUGCGCUCCUUGCGUUGUAGUGAAUGGUGUCCAUGGAACGAAUGGUGCCAUUAUUAAUGUGAGACAACAAAAAUACAAAUGCAAACCUCUCCUGUAUUCUGACAUUUCAAAACUUCAGAGCUCAACUUUAUCUGAAACAGUCAAGAGUAAGAGAAGAGCACGACGUGACCAGAAGAGGGCGCACAAGACUCAGGAACAGAGAAGAAGGGAGAUGUUACCUCUCUCUGACCCUUAUCUGUUCUUACCUUCUCCUGACCUCCUUUGAUUGCAUACAGCUUGCGCAGCUGACCCUGAAGACCUGAGACUCUGCUUGCGAAGCCGGGAGGUCUCAUAGUCAUCGUAAAUUAGGGAUGCCUCUCAUUGGAAAUACCUUGUGGAAUGCUUAAUGCCCUUAAAUAUCUAAACAAUGUGUAUGAGAGUGUUUGUAUGUUGAUUUAUGUUCUAAGAUGUGCCUAUGGGACAGCUAUAAAUUUGUUCACAUAAGACAUGACCUAUACGUUUUGCUGAAUAGUAGAAUUCUUGACUGAGUGGUCAGACCACAUCAUUAGUUGGUCCUUAGUGAUUUAUAAUUAGUGUUUUGAUAUAUUGGGUAAAACCCAGAUGGUGUACGGGUAGUUAUAUGCAGUAUGUCAAGUCCUCACUGAUAUAUGAGGUGUAGUUAUGUGCAUGACCUGAUUUUGGAAGUUUAAAAGCUGAACCAAACUGACCAGCUUUGCGCUUACUGACUUCUGUAUAUUGAGUUUGGUUGCCCUUUAUCCUCAACGGAGGAUAAAGUAAGGAUUUUGUUUCUGUCAUUUGUCUUUUGUUUAUUCUACUUUUUCACUGGAUUUUAUUUUAUUAAUAAAAGUGUGUUUUAUUACGUUUCUUCAA
Danio aesculapii is the source of this 2150-nucleotide messenger RNA. Its product is annotated as gastrula zinc finger protein XlCGF7.1-like. The transcript has 2 exons. Gene Ontology annotation, cellular component: nucleus. NCBI's taxonomy places the organism in Eukaryota, Metazoa, Chordata, Actinopteri, Cypriniformes, Danionidae. Gene Ontology annotation, molecular function: DNA-binding transcription factor activity, RNA polymerase II-specific; RNA polymerase II cis-regulatory region sequence-specific DNA binding. Bases 209 to 955 code for a protein of 248 amino acids. Gene Ontology annotation, biological process: regulation of transcription by RNA polymerase II; central nervous system development. The record is from RefSeq and is a predicted model, not a curated record.